Ixodes scapularis (black-legged tick) is the source of this 3419-nucleotide messenger RNA. Its product is annotated as protein suppressor of hairy wing. The transcript has 9 exons. Bases 375 to 2549 code for a protein of 724 amino acids. The record is from RefSeq and is a predicted model, not a curated record. Lineage: Eukaryota; Metazoa; Arthropoda; Arachnida; Ixodida; Ixodidae. Gene Ontology annotation, biological process: regulation of transcription by RNA polymerase II. Gene Ontology annotation, molecular function: RNA polymerase II cis-regulatory region sequence-specific DNA binding; DNA-binding transcription factor activity.
UUGCACGUCAAGCCUCGGUUAAUCUAUAAAUCCGGCCUCGGAGGUCGCGUGCAAAUUAAUACCUCGCUCUGCCCCACGUACCGCGGCCCCUGACCAAGUUAACAGCGGGACGACUGGUCCAUUUCCGCCGCACAAGCGGGCAGGCGCGGCCCGGCAUUGUCCGUUCGAAGCGGCGGCCACCGCGGCAGCUAGGGGAGGAGGGGGGGUUCAUUCCACUAAUUCCGCGUUCUAUUUCAAACGUUAGCGAUUCGGUCGGCCCGUCGGCUCUUCGAACUGCCUCAGCUUCGUUCUUCGAGCCCCACAAGGCGUCGUUGACCUUCCAGCGAGGCAGUCCUUCCGAUCCGACGUCGGGAGCCAGGGCCCUUUGUUUUGCCAUGGAUAAAAAGAGUUUACUCAAAACGUCCACGACCCGUCGUACGCAGAAAAAAGGCAAGGUAGCAAAAGCCGGGGUCAAGGGCAAGCCCACGCACGGGGGUCUUAGGGCCCAAUCGACCCGGGGACGCAAGGCCGCCGCCCCUUCCUCCCCGGUCAAGAGGGCAGCCAAUGCGCUGCAGGCUAAGAUCAGCACACGGAAUGGCUCCGGCACCAACUGCAAGAGCUGUCGGCGGAGCUUCGCCACGGAGCGGGGGCUCAAGAUGCACCAACGCAGACCCUGCAAGCCCGACAAUGAGGAGGCCGCGGCGGACGUCGACUCGGACGGGCCAAAAGCGGUUGCAGUGGCGGACGCGUCCUCGGACUCCGACUCGGACCUGCCACUGGUCAAGAGCAGCCGUCGGUCAACCCCCCGCCUCGGGGCCACGGGGGGUUCCCCCUCGGGGGCUCUGGACCUGGGGGCCCAGCUGAAAGGCAAGCUGCAGGGCAAGCUGCAGAGCAAGCUGGGCAGCACUCCCAAGGGCCUGGCGCUGCUGAGCUGCCAGCGGUGCGGCCUGAGCUUCGACCCCAAGCGGGACGGCCCUCGCUGCAAGCACUGCACCCGGGAGGACGACGAGGAGUCCAGCGAGGACGAGGACAAGGACGCUCGGGAGACAGAAGUCAGCCCCCGCGAGAACGGCGACGCCGGCAAAGAGAAUGUCCCGGGUGACGGCAACGCAGCCGGCACGAGCCGGGACACGGACGUGAAGGUCCCCAUCCAGAACAUCCGGGUGGUCAAGGAGCUGGUCAGGGCCGCGGCGGCGGAGCAGCGGCAGCAGAAGAGGAAGAGGAAGGCUGCCGUGCCCGUGGCGGCGGCGGCGGGGGCCUCCGUGAACAAGGAUCUGGAGUGCCCGGUGUGCGGCAAGCAGUUCACAAAGAAGUACUACCUUCAGCGCCACCUGCAGAUGACGUCGUGUUCCGGGGGACCGCCCCCAGCACAUCCCUGCGAAGUGUGCGGCAAGAUCUACUCGCGGAAGGACAACCUGCGGGAGCACCUGCGGGCCCACGCAGGGGAGGUGACGCGGCGCAAGAAGUACAAGUGCGACCACUGCGGCAAGACGUUCCACGGCAUCUCGCUGCUCAAGAUCCACAUCCGCACCCACACUGGGGAGCGGCCCUUCAGCUGCGACUUCUGCUCCAAGGGCUUCCCCUCUGUCACAGCCCUGAACAAGCACCGGCGCAUCCACACCGGGGAGAAGCCCUACUCCUGCGCUGAGUGCGGCAUGAGGUUCUCGCUGAAGGGCACCCUCAACCGGCACACGCGCAUCCACACGGGGAUCCGUCCCCACAAAUGCCCCUACUGCGGCAAGGAGUUCAUCCAGGGCGGAGGACUCAAGGCCCACCUGUUCCACCAUACGGGCAUGAACGGGUUCAAGUGCUCGGUCUGCGACAAGGUGUUCAACCGCAAGGCCCGGCUAGACCUGCACAUGAAGUACCUGCACCUGAAGCUCAAGCCGCACGUGUGCGGCGAGUGCGGCAAGGGCUUCACGCGUCGGGAAGACCUGACUCGCCACUCUGUGCUGCACACGGGAGAGAAGCCGUACCAGUGCCCGACGUGCCACAAGCGCUUCGCCAUCAAGCCCUCGCUCAAGAUCCACAUGGUGACGCACACCAAGGAGGAGCCCCGGUCGUGCCACGAGUGCGGGCGGGCCUUCAUCCGCAAGGACUGCCUGAUGCGGCACAUGCGGAAGCGCCACCGGGACCUCCUGGACCGGAUCCUGCUGGACGAAGAGGAUGACCGCUUCGCUCCUCCGGGACCGGGUUUGCUCACCACCACGGGCGGGGCGGGGGCAGCUGGGGCAGCGCCUGGCGCACAGCCGGGGCCGGUGGCCAGGGUGCUCUCCGAACAGGCACUGUGCGAGAGCAUCCGCGAACUGCUGGGCCUCCUGGUGGACGAGCCCACGCUCAAGGGAUUUGGCUACCCAGACAAGCCGGUGGACGAGCUGCUGGAAGCGGUAAUCCGCCGGUGCGGCCACAGUCCGGCCAGCCCGGACGACUAUGGCUACAUGGACCGGCUCCGCGAAAACUCCAAGCUCCUGUUCACGGUUGUCAUCGACGACAAUGCCGUCAAGACCCUGCUCAAUAACCAGACCGUGGACGAAGUCAUUUUGCACGUGUUGCGUCUCGCAAAGUCCUAGGUCCCGCACCCGGUUGUCCUCUCCCGCUCCGCCCAAGUCGUGCACGGAGUCUGGGAGAGGAACAGAUGCGUUGCGCCGGAGCGGCGGAAAGGCCACGUCUCGCGGAGACGAGGCCGAGCUGCGUCGACCCGCCUCGUUGUCAACGAGUGGCAUUUCCACUUCUCUGGUUGCCAAUGCGUCGUUUGUAUCUUCUUUCGCGGAUUUGCGCGUCUCAUUAGAUAGUCUUCCUUUCGGUGCUCCUUGUUGGCUCGCGGAUUCGAAACUGUCCAAGAGUGUUGGUGUCCACGAUGCUGGCAGUGGCAGGAAUGAUUUUAAGAGGUGAAGAAAGGGGCCACCGGUUGCUCGUGUUGACGGCUGUCCAAACUGGAUGCUUUUUUCCGCAGCCGCGGCAUUUGCCGUGUUGGAGGUGGAAGUUUUCAUUUAGUUCCAGUCCGCUUCUACACGUUUGUUUUGCUGGGGGGAAAGCUUCCCUCCACUUGCGUUCACAGACAGGGGCUUUAAGCGUACUCAUCACAUGGGUCUGGAUGGCCACAUGUGCUCUGCUGGCUGUCUUUGAGGCAUCCGCCGUUAUCGUCGGUCCCCAAUCUCCCGAAAAGAAGACGGUGUUAGAGGUGACGGCGAGGAGACGAGCUGUGUUGUCAAUGUCCAAAUUAAAAAAGGGCGCAUGCACCUCAGCUUUUACGGUUUUUUUUUCUUCUUUUUCAUAGAAGCGUAUGUUUUUCUUUGUCGUCACAGCAUUUGCUGUAUGGACGCCACUUUAGAGACAUAGGGCCCUGUUAGCUUUUGUAUUCCCUCAAGUUGCCUUGGUUGAAAGCCCGUUUAUGCCACGGUGAAUUUUGAAAUAGCAGUGGCACCGUUUUGGUGCAGUCA